AUGCUCGCCCAAGCGGUGGCCGACUCCAACCAUCCUCAAGCUAUGCUCGUCCAAGCGGUGGCCGACUCCAACCAUCCUCAGGCUAUGCUCGCCCAAGCGGUGGCCGACCCCAACCAUCCUCAGGCUAUGCUCGCCCAAGCGAUGGCCGACCCCAACCAUCCUCAGGCUAUGCUCGCCCAAGCGGUGGCCGACCCCAACCAUCCUCAGGCUAUGCUCGCCCAAGCGGUGGCCGACUCCAACCAUCCUCAGGCUAUGCUCGCCCAAGCGGUGGCCGACCCCAACCAUCCUCAAGCUAUGCUCGCCCAAGCGGUGGCUGACCCCCAACCAUCCUCAGGCUAUGCUCGCCCAAGCGGUGGCCGACCCCAACCAUCCUCAGGCUAUGCUCGCCCAAGCGGUGGCCGACCCCAACCAUCCUCAGGCUAUGCUCGCCCAAGCGGUGGCCGACCCCAACCAUCCUCAGGCUAUGCUCGCCCAAGCGAUGGCCGACCCCAACCAUCCUCAGGCUAUGCUCGCCCAAGCGGUGGCCGACCCCAACCAUCCUCAGGCUAUGCUCGCCCAAGCGGUGGCCGACCCCAACCAUCCUCAGGCUAUGCUCGCCCAAGCGAUGGCCGACCCCAACCAUCCUCAGGCUAUGCUCGCCCAAGCGGUGGCCGACCCCAACCAUCCUCAGGCUAUGCUCGCCCAAGCGGUGGCCGACCCCAACCAUCCUCAGGCUAUGCUCGCCCAAGCGGUGGCCGACCCCAACCGCCACAUCAUCAACAUAAAGAUUCUGGGUAUUAA
Molecule: messenger RNA, 780 nt
Organism: Procambarus clarkii (red swamp crayfish)
Lineage: Eukaryota; Metazoa; Arthropoda; Malacostraca; Decapoda; Cambaridae
Source: RefSeq, a predicted model, not a curated record